Messenger RNA from Colletotrichum paranaense, 627 nucleotides. RefSeq lists its product as uncharacterized. The coding region runs from base 1 to 627 and encodes 208 amino acids. NCBI's taxonomy places the organism in Eukaryota, Fungi, Ascomycota, Sordariomycetes, Glomerellales, Glomerellaceae. The transcript has a single exon. The record is from RefSeq and is a predicted model, not a curated record.
AUGAACACAAUCUGCCAGGAUCACGAGCAGGAGCUGCUUGCUCUUCCUGUUGCUUUCUUCUACCCCUGGCACAUCACACGCGAGCAUGCUGACUUGGUCCACUGGAUCGGUUUCUUUGAUCAAACGAACUCGGACUCCGGAGCGAGCAACAGAAGAUGCGUGUUUGGUGUCAAGUCAGGGGGGACUUGGUCUGCUCCGUGGCCCGUUCAUCAUCGGGCCCGUUUCUUAUCGAAAGUUGUUGUUCUGCAGCAUCUCGCGGCAGUACGACUUCACACAAGACAAGCAAGCCCUAGGUACGCUGGGAAGCCACACAAGAUGAAGAGGAGCGGUGGUGGCGGCGGCGGCGGCGGCAACACAGCAUCGUGCAGAAAACGAAUAAUGUACUUCUCGGUCGUUGUCAACGAUUUCCCUUCUCUUUCACGAAGCAUCGCGACAGCAGACACCAGAACAUGCGCACGGAGUAGCAUGCAGCUUAGAUGCCUCACGCCCAGCAUCGGCGUCAGUCAGCAAUGGAAAUGCCAGAGUGAGAGUCAGAUCCAGGUCCCGGAGAGAACUGGCGAGCGGUUGCCGAUCGAAGAACGCCUCCCCUUACCCUACCGCUCCUUCCCUGCAAUUCCCCAGUCAUAG